This is a messenger RNA of Aricia agestis (brown argus), 4341 nucleotides long. Its product is annotated as VWFA and cache domain-containing protein CG16868. The transcript has a single exon. Gene Ontology annotation, molecular function: voltage-gated calcium channel activity. The record is from RefSeq and is a predicted model, not a curated record. Gene Ontology annotation, cellular component: voltage-gated calcium channel complex. Lineage: Eukaryota; Metazoa; Arthropoda; Insecta; Lepidoptera; Lycaenidae. Bases 153 to 3725 code for a protein of 1190 amino acids.
ACUUUCCGUAAUUCACUAAUUUCGUAUGUGAAUUGAUUGUCUUAUUUCAUGUGUGAGUUCAGAAAGAAUUACUGAAAUGUACGAGUGCAAAAGUUGUGACAAAAGUCGUGAAUCGGCUACAAUUUAAGCUUCGUCAAUAGCUUGUUUACAAUAUGAAGCUUAUAUUUUUGUUUUUCAUCAAAGCGAGUUUAUUCUCGUCUUUACUUUCAAACGACAUCAACUGCGGAAAGAAUAGCAGCCGAUGUGAUUUAAAAACACGGAUAAGAAACCUUUCAGAGACUUUAGCGAGCAGGUUUAAUGAAAUGGUCAUCAAGGAGCUCGGAAGUGAAUAUACAUCCCAUUUAGAAAUACGGACUACUUACAAAAUAAAUCGCUCGUCUAACGCCGACCAAGAUGUUUUAACGAGUAUCGUUGAUAAGCUCAGCUAUAAAGUGUCGUCAGCGACAAACAUACUGAUGGAAAUGAAUGAUACUUUCAAACACACCAAUACUCCAUCCUUCACACAUCCCUGCCCGUUUAAUUCAAUACGAAAAACAGUGCUUAUAAAAAAUUCGAACAUUCUAGACAUUUCUUUGAUUGAACCAUCUAGUUUAUUUGGUAGAUUUAAGGACUUAAAAGUGAAGAGACAAUAUUUCCUCUCCCACUUGGAUUAUGCCACCGACAAAGACUGCACCGCCAUGCCGCACACAAACCUCAGGUAUUUGUACCAUAAAAUAGUGCACCCUGACCCAAAAUAUGUUGUUUUCAUAGUAGACAACUUUGUUCAUUCCGAAACAUUACAGCAUAUCAUUAAUGUUGUCAAGGAGACUGUUUUUGCAUUGCAAAGCACAGAUAUGUUCACUGUUAAGGUAGCAAAUGCUAGCAAUUUUAUGAAGUUUGAAGACACCUGCAGUAUCGAUGGAAUGUCAAAGUUUGCCAAUGCAACAGACACUAACAAACUCCUGUUAAGAGAAUAUUUGACAACACUCGAAGUUGCUGAUUCCCUAUUGCCACCUGCGACAAUAAAUAAAGAGAUGAAAAAUUUAUUAAACGAACAACAAUUGCCUGCCAAUAAAUUGUUUAUUUAUCUCACUGAUACAAAGAUUUUAAAGGAUGACAAUUGGCUCAAAGUGUUCCCGCACAUGGAAAAUAAUGCAACAGUGAAGCUAGCAAUUGGGCUGUUUUAUGAAACUGACGACAAUAAAAACAAGUCAUUAGGAAUUUUGUCCUUCGACAAGUGGCACAACCAUUCCAAGGAGCAUUCAGUUAUGAAGUUGCAUAUAAACAACAGUGGAGUAAUUGGUCAGGUUGCAUCAGCAUUUUUGUCCCUAAUGCCCACUAACUAUGAAAGCAAGACACUAGUAGAGGGACCAAUUUGGGAAGCAACAGAGAGAGACUAUAUUAUAUCCUUGGUAUACCCCAUCUCCAGUGGUAUAUUUGGCCUGGAUUUGUACUGGUCUGAUUUAGCAGAGGAUAUCAUUUAUUUCAAAGGCAGAGACGGUGAUAAAAGAACAUUUGUUAUGGAUUUCUCGGGAAAAAUACUGAUGCAUUCACAUUUUCCGAGACCAGAGUCAACAUCAGAGAAAAUUAAAUUCACACACUUGGAGUCAAUUGAGCCCCACAAGUUUGUUGGAAAGUUGAAACAAAAGAUGCUCCAAAAAUCUUCAGGUAACAUAAAAUUUGAUAUUAAUAAUUUUACUAACAUUUUAUAUGAAUGGAAGUGGGUUCAUACAUAUUAUAUUGUAUGUCUCGUAACAGAAUAUAAAAACGACAGUAAAAUGAACAUGUCUAACAUAUAUUUUUCAAGAAGCAGCAAAGAUAUACUGUUUCAUAGACUAGACUUAUUCCCACCAAAGACUGGGAAAUUAUGUAGGCAUUUUAAGCAAAUCUCAACUAUUGACCAAGGAACAGUGUAUUUAAGUCCUUCAAGUUUUCAGUCGCCAUUUGCUUACCUCUAUGACAUGGCAGACGGACAGGAAGCUUUGGCAUACAUCCAAAAUUAUUUGGCAUAUAUCAAGAGCGUCGCUCAUGGACUGCUCUCCAACCCUGGCUUAAAGAAUGAAAUACAACAAGAUGUUGGUUUCCUUAAUUCCAUUUUAUCCUUUUACAAAAGGCAACACCUUCAUGGACCACUUUCUAACUAUGUGGUGAGGAGAUAUGCAGCAACAGAAAGCGGUGUCCUUGUGAUGUUUCCAGGCACUGUGUUAGAAUAUGACUAUGAGCCUGUUAGAAGACCAUGGUAUACAAAUGCCAUGGAAAAUCCAGACAAAAUUAUUCUCACACCACCCACUCUCGAUGUGGGCGGUGCAGGCUAUAUUAUAUCUAUUUCCUAUGCUCUUCAAAGCCCAAUUUAUCCUCCCAUGGUUGUAUCGAUGGAUGUCACUAUGGGUUUUCUAUACAAGCUACUCAUAGAAAAUAUGCCGCAAUGUUCAUUGGUUUAUAUAAAAUGUUUUAUAAUGGACAACAGAGGUUACUUGGUUUCACACCCAGGUUUGAUGGACCCAAAUAGCUCAGGGCCAAUAGAGCAGCAGCACAUUACACAUAAGGAGUCAAUGAUAGCUAUCGAUAUGUUAAAUCACAAAGGUUUCGUCACCAAGAAGAUGUGCAGUAACUUUUUUGAUAAAACUAUACAAAGAUACUACGAAUUUAACAUGUCCCUGCCGAAUGUUUUGUCAAAUAUAGUGUCAGGCGACCAUUGUGUCCACUAUCACAUAACUGCUAUACCUGGAACUAACUCUUUCAUUGGACUCGUGAAUUCAAGAUGUAGCUUAGGAAGUAUCGGACCUUUUUGUCCCUGCAGCAUGUUCGAUCGACUCUGCCUCAACUGCAACCGCAUGGAGCAAACGGAGUGCGAGUGUCCCUGCGAAUGUAGCUCUGAAUGGUACGAGUGUCCUAACGCCAACAAAUCGAACAUGAGCCAGGACAUACCGUUGUGUGGCAUGUUGCCAGAGAAAAAUAAUCACAAAUCACACUACUUCCACAACUACGCUGAAAAUUUGAAGCCCUGUUUCGACUUUCAAUGUGAAAACUACUUGACCCAUUCUAGUUGCUUAGGCGUGUUGGCUUGCGAGUGGUGUCAGGUGGACGCAGACGGCCGCACGCCGCUAGCUGCGCCGUUUUGUACUUCUCAAUCGACUUGUUUCAACGGUGUCCUCGGUGCCGUGACUCCUUACGGCGAGGGUACUUUUGGCCAGGUCAACAGAGACGCUUUCGCAAGUUACUCUGCGAUUGGACCAAUAGCGGGGUGUAUCGUUACGAUCAGCUUGGUAAUAGCUGUCGCGAUAUACUGCUACAGACAAAAUACUACGACCGCUAGCUGUCACAACUUGUACGUCGACGGUCCAGCCGAGACUUGGCAAGAUAUUGAUGUUCAACUGAGUUACAUGUCAUCGGACGAUAUGCCCGACCAGAACGGCCAAGACAAGCUGCUGCCGGUGAUGGAGAUCGAGGCACCAAUAUCUCCAUACAGGGUGGUCACAGGGUACCGAAGGUCUCAUACAGCUGGAGGCUCUGACCACGGAUACUCGACGAUGACUCCUCACGAGGACUCCGAAGCUACAGGCUUCUCUGUGAAUGAUCCCACGAUACUAUCGGACGAUACAAAAUCCGACGUCAGUUUUCCUGUUCCUACUAAAGUUAAACAUAGACACAAUAUUCCUACCGAUUUAUCAGUGACCGUGCUACCUUGUGGUAAAAAUAGUGUCAUAGCACCUGUCACAGUGCAUAGAAAUAUGGAAACGUCGUAGAUGUAAGCAAUAGAAGUUAUCUACCUCUUGUGUACAUAAUAAUUAUUUAGGUACUUAUAAUAACUACAUGUUACUAUAACAUAAUUACUUAAUAAUGUGAUAAUAAAACUAACAUUUUAAUUAUUUUUAUGACAGAAAUUAUAUUACGCAGAAUACUAUUAAACUUCUUUGACCUAAGCUUUGCAAUAUAUUUAAUCAACUGGUCAAGUAUCCUAAAAUUUUGUGGAUACUUGUAUACAAAAAGUUGUUUUAAUCAUUAUACCUUCCAUAGCGUCUUCCCAACUAAAUUUAUAAUAAUUAUCAUUAUUGCCAUACUAUUUGAGCUUAUUUACGUAAGGAAAUAUUGCAGGUACUUUUUUAUACAUGUACUAAUAAUUCUAAGUAUUACUAUUUUAUAAACUUAUUAAUUUAGGGCAGCUGUAAGGUUUGUGAUGCUUAAUGGAUAGCAGCUAACUGUGUUUACUCCUAAAUUUUGGAAUUGCUGUUAAACAAAAAUGACUUAAUUUUAAUUGUAUUAUACUAUUAAAAAAUAACAAUUUUACAAUAAUUGUUUAAGUGCACUGACCUCCAUUAUAUAAGUACGCUGCGCGCUGGACUUAAUAUGAUAAUAAUGGUA